Molecule: messenger RNA, 1226 nt
Organism: Cannabis sativa
Lineage: Eukaryota; Viridiplantae; Streptophyta; Magnoliopsida; Rosales; Cannabaceae
Exons: 2
Coding region: 141-1190 (349 amino acids)
Source: RefSeq, a predicted model, not a curated record
UUCGACCUACAAUUCAAUCGAUCAAUAAACCUAUGAGCUGAUCACAACAAACAAAAAAUCGAAAACCAGAAAUCGUUGCUUCGAGGAAGAAGAAGAAGUCCGUCAACUACAACAUCGAAAACUAAAUCUGAAUAAGGAAUAUGGAUGUUAGAACAGUGAUUCUUUUUUACAAUGGAACUUGGGUUGACAAAACAACAUACGUUGAUUAUGAAGUCGAAGGUAUACUAAUUCCAACAGAUUGUUCACAUUAUGAGCUUUCUCACAUAGUAUACGAAGCUUUGAAUUUGGACAGAAACAAAUAUACGAUUGAUCUUCAAUUUCAAGUAACUGAAGGCAUACCACCAAUAAGAAUCAAAGACGAUAGUGGAUGCAAGUUUUAUGAACAAAUACGAAGGAAAAAUGAUGAUGAGACCAAAUAUCCUAUCUGUGUUAACAUCUCAACAUCCACAACCGACAAUGAACACAAUGAUAGAGUAAACUAUACCUACAAUGGGGAAACUAGUUUACAAACAAGGCAACUGCUACCAACAAGAACAGAAUAUGCAACAAAGAUGGCAGAUUAUGUGAUUGAACAAACUCAAAUAUCGAUGGAAGAAAGCUCCGAAGAAAAUCAAAUAAUUUUAAAUCCUCAAGUUGCUGAAAUACACAUUGGCCAAGUUUUUGCAAACAAGGAAACCCUCCAACAAGCAGUAAGCCUUCACUCAAUAAGAUACAAUCAACCUUUCAAGGUAAAAAGAUCAUCAAAACUAGACUAUAAACUAGUCUGUAUUGAUGAUAACUGCAACUGGACAUUCUUAGCAUCAAAACAUGGAAAGACUGACAUGUUUAUCAUAAGAAAAAUAGAGCAUACUCAUACAUGUUCAUUGGACAUCACUUCUGGAGACCAUCCUCAAGCUACAAGCAACCUGGUUGGAAAGGUUAUAAAAAACAAGUUUGUAAACCCAAAAAGAGAUUACACUCCAACAGAAAUUGUGGAUGACAUGGCAGAUGAUUACAGUGUCUCUAUAUCUUACCAAAAAGCAUGGAGAGCUAGAGAAAAGGCAAUUGUGGAUGCUCGUCGCUGCCCACAAGAAUCAUACAGUGAGAUACCAUCAAUUUUAUACAUGAUGCAAAUAUCAAACCUAGGUAAUAAAAUACUUCGUCAACAUAAAGUACUAAUAUGCUAUAUAGGAAUUUAUACUAUAAACUAAUUGGUUACUUUUGAAACAGGAACAAUCACAGACCUA